Molecule: messenger RNA, 2667 nt
Organism: Hemiscyllium ocellatum (epaulette shark)
Lineage: Eukaryota; Metazoa; Chordata; Chondrichthyes; Orectolobiformes; Hemiscylliidae
Gene: klhdc8a
Product: kelch domain containing 8A
Exons: 6
Coding region: 201-1253 (350 amino acids)
Molecular function (GO): protein binding
Source: RefSeq, a predicted model, not a curated record
CCACAGAGAGAGAGAGAGAGUAUGUGUGUGUAUGUCCAGGACAGUCUGUCCCCAGACUGAAGCUGCAGAACUUUCAGACCUUUGUGCUCAGUUGAUGCAAGAAAUCUGGAGAUGGAGGUGGUCUUCGAAGUCUGACAUUUCAGAGGGCUGUAUGUCAGAAGGAGGAAGUGAGAUCCUGCUAGCACACACAGUCAAAUGCCAUGGCUGUGCCAAGUGCCAAGUUGUUCCAUUGGCAGUCCCUGGCAUCCUUACCUGUCAGUCGGGUGUACUGCACUCCUGUGGAGAGUGGGGACCAGCUUUAUGUCAUUGGAGGCUGCGAUGAUGAUGGAAACCCCAUCAGUAACUGUGAGGUUUACCACCCAGAGGUCAAUCAGUGGACCACCCUCCCUCCCAUGCCCACAGCGAGAGCGGGUGUAGCUGUGGCUGCUCUGGGCAAACAGAUAUUGGUGAUUGGGGGAGUUGGAAUUCAUCAGAACGCCCUGUCGACAGUGGAGAUGUACAAUGUGGACGAAGGCAAGUGGGAGCAGAAGAGUUCCUUGUGUGAAGCUGCCAUGGGAGUGUCAGUGACUGUGAAAGACUGUCGGGUCUAUGCAGUGGGUGGAAUGGGAUCAGACAUGUGUCCACAAGCUAAUCUCCAGCAAUACGAUAUUGUGAAGGAUGUCUGGCUCUCUCUUCCUGCCAUGCCUACCCCGAGAUACGCAGCCAGCGCCUUCCUUCGAGGUAGCAAGAUCCACGUAUUUGGUGGGAGACAAGCGAAGAAUCCGGUCACUGCCUUCGAAGCCUACGACAUCGAGGCCAAGUCAUGGAGCAGGUUCCCCAGCAUUCCCGGCCGGCGAGCCUUCUCAAGCUGUGUGAUGACGGAGAAGAAUUUCUUUAGUCUCGGAGGCCUACAGCAAGCUCGAGGCUACAAGAGACCCAAGUUUGUCAGGACGGUGGAGGUGUUUGACAUUGAGCAGGGAGGUUGGAUGAAAACAGGGCGUCACUUAAACAUGAGGAAGAAGAGAGCAGACUUUGUGGCUGCGUGCCUCCAGGGCAGGGUGAUCGUGGCUGGAGGUCUGGGAGACCAGCCAGCAGUCCUGAGCUCAGCCGAGGCCCUGCACCCGACUAAGAACAGGUGGGAACGAUUGCCACCCAUGCCCACUGCCCGCUGCACCUGCUCUAGCAUCAUCUUCAAGAACCGCCUGUUAGUCAUUGGCGGAGUGUCGCAUGGACCUAGUGACGCUGUGGAAGCUCUCUACCUGAAGGACUCAUAGACAUUUGAAACCUGAAGGAAAGCUCAGCUGGAGGCCUCUUGCUUCAUGGUUUAAUUAUCUUUUGCUUCUGGCUGUUGAACCUGAAGGCUAUUGCGUUCUCUGGUCAAACCCAAUGAGGUGUCGGGAUUGAGGAAGGAUUUAAAUCUCCUCCUUGCUUCCUCUCGGUAUGUGGCAGACAAGUAUCUCCAACUCUUGUCAUUUUCCUUCUGUAAGUCGUUCAGAGCAUUUUAACAGGGCCUGUGAUCCACCUUCUCAAAGUCCCUUCUGUGUGGAAUGUGAGGCUGCCACAGGAAGUCCUAUCCCAUCCACGUCUUCCUCCACAGCGAUCUGGUUCCAGCGCUCAGGGACAUGUAUCCCGGAGUGUUUCACCUUUCAUUUCCGAGUCCGAGCCACUGAUCUGCUGGUUGUCCCGGUGACGGAGCAUGUCUGUGUUUGAGGGGCUUGUCUGAAAAGUUGAAUUGCCAGUGUUGGUCACUCACACAGGCACAGGGGCAUGAAGGUUCGUUAGCUGACUCAGUGAAGCAGUCAGGAGACAUUUGGUCGAUCUCUUCACCUUGAUUCUACACCUUGACUGGGAACCUUGGCCUUGCCUCUGACAAACUGCUUAGCAACCCUGAAAAGAAAGCUAUGACUAAUUGAGACAGAGCCCCUGAGCACAAGCUCAGUUCAGAUGGACGUUUUCGAUCAGCUUUCUCUCCACACAUACUGCCAGACCUGAGUUUUCUCCAGCAAUUCCUGUUUCUGUUUCAGAUUUCCAGCAUCUGCAGAUCUUUGGGAUUUGCUUUUGUUAUCUUCUGGACAAUUCUGGAUGUUGAAAAGCUGUUGGGUCAUUAAUCAACAGGAAAUUCCUUGAGUACCACCAGUAUAUGCAGACCUUGAUUGACUUUGGAAAUAGACACAUAGUGGGAGUGAAUUCCAAUUGGCAUCUUCUGGCUCUUGCCGAGAGCACUGCUGCACUACAGUACCCAUGGUAAAGGGCACAUUGGUUUGGGGUGCAAGGCAGUGAGACUAUUAACCAACAAAGUCAGUGGCUUGGAUGCCCCAGUUAACAAAUAUUGUAGGAAACUGUGAUGUGGCUGAUUGGUCCCUCAUACUGCAAUAGCAUGGGUGUGAUUAUAAUGUUAAUUGUAUUUAGUAUAGCUGCACUGUUCUCUGCAUUGUGACUGUGGAUGAUGUAAUUAGCAAAGUUGCCACACAUAUACGAUGGCACAGUGGUUAGCAUUGUUGCCUCACAGCGUCAGAGACCUGGGUUCAAUUCCCGCCUCAGGUGACUCUCUGUGUGGAGUUUGCACAUUCUCCCUGUAUCUGCGUGGGUUUCCUCCGGGUGUUCCAGUUUCCUCCCACAAUCCAAAAAUGUGCAGGUUAGGUGCAUUGGCCAUGCUAAAUUGCCCAUAGUGUUAGGUGAAGGGGUAAA